CAUAAAAGCGCUUUAUCACACUAUUACAGUAUUCACAGUAUCAGACUUCCACCUGGCCAAGUUACACGCACGUAAAUGUUUAUUGGCGACUAAGCGGCUAGCGUAUAAUUAUUAUUUUCUCGAUAAUCCUGUGAAUAUUAUUUUCUAAAAUGGCAGAUACUACAAGUUCUGAGGGUUCUGCUCCAACUGUAGAGAAGGGAUGGCCAGCAUUAAAGCAACAGAUUAUCCAAGAUAAAAUUAAAGUAGCACAAUGGUCAAUUAGGCUUGUUACAAUUUUAUUUACCUUUGCUUAUUUACUUCCAAUAUUUGGAAACCCCUAUGAUGCCUACUAUAAAGUAUUACUUAGUUGUAUGGCCACAAAUAUUUUACGUUUACACCAACGGAUACCAAGAAUAUCUUUUACUAGAGAAUUUAUGAUCACAUUAUUCUUGGAGGAUUCAUUUCAUUAUUUAUUCUACUCAUUUGUUUUUCAGUAUGCAGCUCCAGUUACAUUGGUGAUAAUUCCAGUAUUUCUUUUUGCUCUGUUGCAUUUUGCUAGCUACUCUUUGACGCUUCUUGAUUGUUUAGGUCAAAACAGUUGGUGGGGAGCUAGAUUAUUGAUUUCACUUGUUGAAUUUCAGUCUCAAAACAUUUUGAGACUCUGCGCAUUUUGUGAAAUAUUUGUCUUGCCACUGAGUCUUAUCCUUAUUUUCACUGGAAGAGCUAGUUUUUUGACGCCAGUACUCUACUAUCAGUUCUUACAAUUACGUCUAGCCUCGAGGAGAAAUCCAUUCACGCGCAAUGUGUUCAUCGAAAUUACAAAUGGUUUCAGUAAUAUUGCCAUGAAGCCGAGCGUACCUGAAUUCUUGCGGAGAGUCAUUGGAAGUCUCGUUGACAUUAUGCGCAGAAUGACGACUAUGCAUCAGUAAUUUCGUGAUAUGAAUAAAUUACAAUUAACGUGGUAUCAAAAACUCUAACGGAAAAAUAAGUUUCGGUGACUGAUACAUUUGGGACGUUGAAUGUCAUGAAGAUUUUAAAACUUUCUGUAUUAUCAAUGAAUAAUGACAUAAUUGAUGGAUUACCCUUAUGAAGGUUAUUUAUGUAUACAUUUGUCUAUCAUUGUUUACGAAUUUCUUUUUUCACUCAUGCAAUACACUUAGUAAAAAAGUUUAUUAAUUAUAUUUACAUUGGAUUAUUAAAUGAAAAAAUCAAUAAGGUGCAAGGAAUUAUUGCGAUAAAAUUUUUUUAUUAUAACAAUUAAAGAUGUAACAGUAAUGGUAUUCUAUAACGUUGUACAUGCAAUAAAAAUUACGUUGUGAAUAGAAAAUCAAUAACUUGGCAUAUUUUAACAUUUCUUAACUGUGGUAUGAUGGUCCAAAUUAAAAGCUAUUAGUUUAAAUGUAGUGCGAGUUUUUCUACGAUAAUUAGAAGAAAAUAAAAAAAUGUUUAUAGAUAUUCCGUUUGAUGUUUUUUUCGUGCUAGCUAGAUAUUUAAUAUAAGAUUGUCUAAUUAUUUUUUCAGUGUUAAUAUUAUCCAAACGUGUUCGCCUACUUUAAUGAAAUGGUCUAAAUAUUCAAAAAUAUCUUAUAGCAGCUUGAUCAAGCAUUUGUGUAAAUUUGUAUUGUGACAAAGUGUAAAAAUGAUUUCCAUUGUAAAUUGAUUUCUUUCGUGAUACUUUAACCUGUAUAAAUAAAUAUCGUCUACGUUUAAUUAUUACCGUUCUCACAUUGUAAAACGAAUAAUUACACUAACUAUAUGAAGUCUAUAAUUAUAUCUUUGUAUCGAUUUUUGCGGUUUCUUGAUUUUUAUAAGAUAAAAUAAUAAAUAAUUGUGAAAUAAAAUCAUAGAAUCUUAAGAAUGAAGCACUUUUAUCAAUGUUAUGAUUGAUCAAUAAAAUAUAGUAAUGCAUUACAAGGUUUUGCGAAUAUACAGCAAUCUGAUGUAAGUAUUUAUAUAUCUAUGGCAGUAUGUUAUGAUUUGCGGUUAUUUUUUUCGAAUUAAAUAAAACUAAUUAAAUAAAAAAAAUUGAA
Phymastichus coffea is the source of this 2009-nucleotide messenger RNA. RefSeq names its product Krueppel homolog 2 (gene Kr-h2). The record is from RefSeq and is a predicted model, not a curated record. Lineage: Eukaryota; Metazoa; Arthropoda; Insecta; Hymenoptera; Eulophidae. Gene Ontology annotation, cellular component: membrane; endoplasmic reticulum. The transcript is spliced from 6 exons. The coding region runs from base 150 to 908 and encodes 252 amino acids. Gene Ontology annotation, biological process: endoplasmic reticulum tubular network organization; membrane organization.